This is a messenger RNA of Labrus bergylta (ballan wrasse), 297 nucleotides long. NCBI's taxonomy places the organism in Eukaryota, Metazoa, Chordata, Actinopteri, Labriformes, Labridae. The record is from RefSeq and is a predicted model, not a curated record.
AUGAGGGAGAUUAUCCUCCUUCACUGCGAAGCUCUCAGCGUCAACACGGAUCCACGGGAGACCGGCUGGAGGGGACGCAACAUGGGGAACACGGACACCAAACUUCACUUCAGGAAAGCGGUGAUUCAGCUCACGACCAAAACUCAGCCUGUAGAAGCCACAGACGAUGCGUUCUGGGAUCAGUUCUGGGCCGACGCCUCCACCAACGUGCAGGAUGUUUUCACUCUGGUGCCGGCCGCAGAGAUCCGAGCGGUCAGAGAGGAAUCGCCGUCAAACCUGGCGACCCUGUGCUACAAG